GAGAGAGGAGUUGAGAGAAAGAGAGAGGAAAGAGAGGAGAGUUGAGUGAGAGUGUGUGAGUGGGAGAGUGGGAGAGAGAGAGAGUGAGAGAGAGAGAGAGAGAGACAGAGAGAGAGGGGAGGAGAGCUCCGUCUCUCCCGGUGCACUUGGCAGUCUAGUUGCGGGCUGCUGUGCUGUUGCUGUCGUGGCGUGGCUGGUUGCGCCAGGCGGGGAACUUCACCACACUGGAGCCCGGAGUCCCACUCUCUCACCUGCGCAGUUCGGAGCUGCCAUGGGUCUCUCGCCUGGAUUUACUGUCCUAAUAAUUCUACCGGCCUUUCUGCUGCACACCAGCGGCCUUUACAUCGCCAGUAGCGUUGACUCCCUGCAGCAUGUCCUGGGGGAGUAUGGACUGGUAAGGCCGAUCAGUGUGGAUGCAGAGGGCCGCUUCCUGUCACACACUGUCUCGGCCGUCCGCAUGGCAGGAGGGCAGUCCCGUAGGCGCCGGAGGAGGGAGGUAGGAGAAGGCAAUGAUGAGUGGGAAGAACCAAGAGGAGUCGAGGAUGGCCAAGAGCCUGUGGCCCGUCAGGAAAGACUUUACUACAACGUCACCGUCUUCGGCCGGGAGUUCCACCUGCGCCUGCAUCACAAUGCCAGGCUGGUGGCCCCCGGAGCCAAGAUGGAGUGGCGUGAUGACAGCGACAGCACUCGGCACUCUGAGCCACUGCACGAUGAAUGCCUGUACGUGGGUGACAUCACAGACACGCCAGGAGCCACUGUGGCUAUCAGCAACUGUGACGGCCUGGCUGGCAUGAUCAGGACGGAGCAAGAGGAGUUUUUUAUCGAGCCGGUGGAGAGGGGCGAUGGAGUGAUAGAAGAGGAGGAGGAGGAGGGAGGAGGAGGAAGGACACACAUCGUCUAUCGCUCUUCAGCCGUAAAGAAGGCGCCCAUCAGCAGCACGGCGGCAGACUACCACUCCAGAGGUGCUGAUCUCGGCGGUCUGAUGGACCUGGAGUCUCUGUACCGCGGUGUGGAGCAGAGUAUCAACCACACUCGAGCGGGGCGAACGCGCCGACAGAGCCUGGACAGGGCCUACAACAUCGAGGUGCUGCUGGGCGUCGACGACUCCGUGGUCCAGUUUCAUGGGAAGGAGCACGUCCAAAAGUACCUGCUCACACUCAUGAACAUUGUGAAUGAGAUCUACCAUGACCAGUCUUUGGGAGCAAAGAUCAAUGUGGUGCUGGUGCGGAUUAUCAUGCUGGGCUACGGCAAGUCCAUGAGUCUGAUUGAACUGGGGAACCCAUCCCAGAGUCUGGAGAAUGUGUGUCGCUGGGCCUUCCUGCAGCAGAAGCAGGACACAGGGGACGCUGAGUAUCAUGACCACGCCAUCUUCCUCACACGACAGGAAUUUGGCCCCACGGGCAUGCAGGGUUACGCCCCAGUGACAGGCAUGUGCCAUCCGGUGAGGAGCUGCACUUUGAACCACGAGGACGGUUUCUCCUCUGCCUUUGUGGUGGCACACGAGACCGGACACGUGCUGGGGAUGGAGCACGACGGCCAGGGGAACCGCUGUGGAGAUGAGGUGCACAUGGGCAGCAUCAUGGCUCCGCUGGUGCAAGCUGCCUUCCACCGCUUUCACUGGUCCAGGUGUAGCAUGCAAGAGCUGGGACGCUACCUUCAUUCCUAUGACUGUCUCCGUGACGACCCCUUUGACCACAACUGGCCGUCUCUGCCUCAGCUCCCCGGUUUGCACUACUCCAUGAAUGAACAGUGUCGCUUUGACUUCGGUGUGGGCUACACGAUGUGCACCGCGCUACAAAAGGCGGGCCAGGCAGGAACGCAGUAUCGCACAUUUGACCCUUGUAAGCAGCUGUGGUGUAGCCACCCAGACAAUCCCUUCUUCUGCAAGACCAAGAAAGGGCCGCCCAUUGAUGGCACCAUGUGUGGCAAUGGGAAGCAUUGCUUUAAAGGUCACUGCAUCUGGUUGACCCCUGACAUCAUAAAGCAAGAUGGAAACUGGGGUUCAUGGAGUGAGUUUGGCCAGUGCUCCCGCACCUGUGGUGGAGGAGUACAGUUUCGCACACGCGACUGUGACAAUCCAAGACCAGCCAACGGGGGCCGCACCUGUGUGGGGGCAACCUAUCAGUUCCAGAUGUGCAACACCAAUGAAUGCGAGGAUAUCUACAGUGACCCGCGAGAGGAGCAAUGCCACGCUUGGGACCCUCGCUUUGAACUCCACAGCAACAAGCACUGGCUGCCUUAUGAACACCCAGACCCUAACAAACGCUGCCACCUUCAUUGCCAAUCCAAGGAGUCACGAGAUGUGGUGUUCAUGCAGAGAAUGGUCCUGGACGGCACACGCUGCUCAUACAAGGACCUACACAGUGUGUGUGUGCGCGGAGAGUGCGAGAAAGUGGGCUGUGACGGUGCGGUAGGCUCCUCAAAGCAGGAGGACAAGUGUGGAGUGUGUGGAGGUGACAACUCCAGCUGCAAAACCUUCAAAGACACUAUCACACGCACAGCCAAGAAACAAGGUUUCCUCAAAGUUCUUGAAAUCCCCAGAGGAGCAAGACACCUACUGAUCCAAGAGCUCAAAGCAACUUCACAUACUUUAGCUGUCAAGAAUGUGGCAUCAGGACUGUUUUUCUUGAACGGGGAAAACGAAUACCCAGAAUCCCAGUCCGUCAUAGAAAAGGGCGUGGAGUGGGAAUAUGAGAACGACAAUGACAAGGAGACCCUUCAGACCACUGGCCCUCUCAGACAUGGAAUUCUUAUCAUGAUGAAAUUAUAUGGAGAUGAGGACGUCAAUUUGUCUUAUAAGUACAUGAUGAACAUGGACAGUGACUCUGCCAUUCAGAACAACAUACUGGUAGAAGACAGUGCCUAUGAGUGGGCCCCAAAGAGAUGGUCCUACUGCUCCAAACCCUGUGGUGGAGGGAAGCAGUAUCAACGAUACGGUUGCAGAAGAAAAGUUGACAGUAAAAUGGUCCACAAGAGCUUCUGUAACAAGUCCAAUAUGAAACCUAGAGGAGACACCAGAGACUGCAACCAGAAGCCCUGCCCUCCACCCAUCUGGGUGACAGGGGAGUGGCAGAACUGCAGCAAACCAUGUGGAAAGACGGGCAUGCAAAUACGCUCAGUCAGCUGUGUCCAGCCGUCAGAUGACAACACCACACGCUCCAUCCACAAUAAACACUGCAACGACGACCGGCCCGAGGCCCGCAGACCCUGCAACAGACACCCCUGCCCCACCCAGUGGAGAGUCGGACCGUGGUCACAGUGCUCAGUGACAUGUGGUAAUGGGACCCAGCAGAGGCAGGCUCUGUGCCACACCAGGGACAACACCAUCGGCCUGUGUCUCGACAGUAAGCCCGACACCAUCAGAGUCUGUCGCUUGGAUCCAUGUCCCAAAGGCUCAUCAGACCUCCUCAACAAGAACGGCAACAUCCUGAUCCAGUGGCUGUCUCGCCCCAACCCCAACUUCCCGAAGAUCUCCUCACGCCAGCGUUGUCAUGGAGACCGCUCCGUGUUCUGUCGUAUGGAGAUGCUGAAACGAUACUGCUCUCUACCGGACUUUCAGCGCAUGUGCUGCAAGUCCUGCAGCAAUGUCACCAUCGCAGAGCCUCCACCCAACUCCAGCUCCACCUCCAGAUCCACCCCCAUCACCUCUAUCCAACCCCGUGUCACAGCUCCUCCCCCCACCGGCACCCUCAGCUCUGGCUUCACCAACAUCCAACCCACCAAACCUGUCAUCACCACCAUUUCAACUUCUACCACCAGUCCCUGGACCAUCACUCAUCCUCCUACCUUCACCACUCCUCUCCCUCAUUCCACCCCAUCCUCAUUCAGCAACACAGACUUCAUCACAAGUCAUCUAUCAUCUGCCACUAGUGCUCCUUCCCUCCCCACCACCUCUUCCAUGGCAACCACCUCAGUUAUUACUACCUCUCUCAGUAUUACUGCUCAUCCCCUGCCUCUGCCUGUCCCAGACAUAGAGGAGAGCACAGAUCCACAGUUAAAGAGCACUACAAAUAGCCUAACCACAUCUGGUAUGAUAACUACAAUAGACCUUACGUCAGUCAUUAGUCCAACAGUCACAAAUCCAACAGAAUGUAACACAAAAACAGACACCCUGCUGAAAUCCAAGCCCAAAAAGAAUAUUCCUCCAAAGAAAAACCCCAAGAAGGUGAUUCCACCAAAGAUCAAUCCAAAAAAGAAUACUGCACUGAAAAACACCACAAGAAAAGAUGUUCCACCAAAGAUCAGUCCCAUAAAGAAAACAAAUGGUACUCCAAAAAAGAAUACUUCUGUCAACAGCAAUCCCAAAAAUGAUAGACCAGAAAAAACAGCUCCCAAAAGGACUACUCCAGCAAAGUCUACACCCAAGAAGACUACUCCAGCAAAGAGUACACCCAAGAAGACUACCCCAGUAAAAACAACUCCCAAAAAGACUACUCCAGUAAAAACAACUCCCAAAAAGACUACUCCAGUAAAAACAACUCCCAAAAAGACUACUCCAGUGAAGCCUACUCCUGAGAAAAAACCCAAACCAACGCCCAAAAAGGUGGUUCCACCAAAGGCCAGUCCCAAAACAAACAUACAGCCAAAGACAAAAACGUUAAAACAAACUCAAACCAAGACAAACCAUAAAAAGAACCCAAAAACAGGACCCAAAAUUGCCACAGCCUCACAAGCCAAGGUUAAUCAGAAUAAGGGCACAGCGAAAAAGACAAAUCCAAAACAGAAAGCACUUGAAACGUCAUCUUAUUACAGCACAGCUCCCUCUCCCUACACAAGCCCAGAACCAUCAAGAGACUACUUUUCCUCCACUGUUUCCUCUAGCACUAGUUUAUAUGAUCCAUCGCCUUUCCCUGGGUCAAGAGUCAAUGUUACAUUCAUCAGUAACAACACAGCAGCUACAGAUGAAACUCCACUGUGGCACCAUGACAGUAUGGACAAUGGAGCUGUAACACCCAGUACUUUAGAUGAUUUCGUUACACCUGCUGGUACCAGCAAUUUUGAUGAUGUCACGAUGCCCAGUGGAAUUAUUCCGUAUGGUGAUAUCACCAUGACGAGCAGCGGUGAUGUCACAGUAACCAGCGGGACCAUUCUCAGUGGUGAUGACAUCACCGUGUCCUACGGCGAUGUGGGUGUGGUCAGUGACACCAUGGUGCUGGACGAUGGCCUAACCAUGGUGAUCCCGACCAUCAACAGCGAGGACAUGACAGAUCUCGCCUCCACGCCCUGGCUGGACAUUUCUGAGUACAUCCCUGUGAGUGUUCCCACGACUACCUCGGAGUCCAUCACCGCCUCACCUCCCACCACCAUCGCUCCGACAACAGAAAAACCAGCCAUCACGACCACCACGGGUUCUACUAUAAGACCUCAGGGGAGAGCAGAGGAGAAUAGCGAGAACAACUCCAUCGACAUCUCAUACAACAGGAUCAUCGGCGUAGACAACGAAAUCUCUCAAAACAAUCUGAUCCCAAAGCGCCGGGUCAACCUCCGAGAAAGAACCAGGAACAAACGCAUUCAGGAGCUUCUGGAGGAGAAGAGGAACUUUCUCCUCAGGAUGAAGAGAGGCCACAGAGCACGAUAGACCAAGCCUUCUCAUUUCUCUUAUAGAGAUGAACAUUUUCUUUACAGACUUUUGUAAGCAUUGUUUAAACCCCUCUGUGAACUGCCAUGAUGCUUUCUAUCAGGCCUCUCCACAAAAACGAAAAUCUCUGUCAUAUUACUAUCAUGACAAUCAGGACUGCAGCAGAGAGAGAAUAUCAUGGUCAAAUGUUUGAACAGUUGCUUUGAAUAAAGAAAAGCCCUUUAGAGUACAGACUGUUGCAGAUUUGAAGCAAAUCGCCUUUCCUGUGUAAACACAAUAAUGAGAAACAGAAGGGAUGAAAAGUGUACAUCCAGUUUGACCAGCACUUUACAAAGCCAAGCUUUUAUCCCUAUAAACCACCCACAGUCUUGUUUGAGGAUUCACCGAAUGGAUGAUGUAGAUAAGAUGUAAUGUAGUUUGUAAAAUGGUAUUAUCCGUACUGGCACUUAUGGAGAAACAAAAUCUACAACCUACAAUCCAAAUCUCCAUCCAAUAUUAUAUUACUGCCCAUGACUGCAGCUCAUUUCCCCCAAACAGAUAUGAAUACCUCUCAGCUACCUGAUAACAGCUACUGUAGCACAUGAUGAAAAUGUUUCCUUGUUUAGUGGCCAGCACUCUGAAUACCCUACACACAUAAACACACACACACACUGACAAUUGGAGCCUUUGGAGGCCUGAGAGCAAUAGUGGUAAUGCCAAACUAUCAGAAAGUCAAAGUUUCCUUUUGGUUUGAUUUCAUUGUGUCAAGUUUAUACUGCUUGGAUCGUGUUGCCUUUUCCAAAGCAAACGGGGUCUUUCAUCUCUCAGGAAGUUAAGAUACAGUGAAGAAGUCUGGUGAGGGACAUUGCUGAACACUUGGUGCUUCUUGGAUUUUGAUGAUAUAUUUUGAUAUCUCAUGAAGCUAGUUGUAAAAAUACAAACUCAUUGAAGACAGAAAAAAUAUUUUGAUUGCAUUUUUUGUGUUUUUGUUUUUUUAACAGUCAAGUGGUGCUUUUUUUGUCAGAAAAAAAAAGAAUACAAAAAAAUAUAAUAAACCUGUUUGUAUUAACUGUAUCCACAUAGAAGCUUUGAGGGCCAGUAUAUUUUCUUUUCUAAAAGUUUUAUUAUUGGUACAUCUCUAACUUGCAGCAACUGCAAAAGCACCUAUGGAUCUUUCUGUACGAUAUCUGUACAUAUGAAAAAGAACUUAAUUUUUAAUAUUUAUUAAAGUUUAAGCACCUGUGGAAUUU
This is a messenger RNA of Seriola aureovittata, 6807 nucleotides long. Its product is annotated as A disintegrin and metalloproteinase with thrombospondin motifs 2-like. Gene Ontology annotation, molecular function: metalloendopeptidase activity. The transcript is spliced from 23 exons. Lineage: Eukaryota; Metazoa; Chordata; Actinopteri; Carangiformes; Carangidae. Gene Ontology annotation, cellular component: extracellular matrix. The record is from RefSeq and is a predicted model, not a curated record. Gene Ontology annotation, biological process: proteolysis; extracellular matrix organization. The coding region runs from base 272 to 5578 and encodes 1768 amino acids.